AUGGCUGACGCUUCUACCCAGGCCGAGGAAUCGUAUCAGCCGAACUCAAAGUCGAAGAAAGGGAAGCACAAGACCCAGAUCCAAAGCGUCUCGCUUCCGCUGGACCAACGCCAUAAAAAGAGUGCGUACCUGGUUAUGCGCUGCGUUACGCCGAUCUUACGCACUGCCAGCCGCAUCGAGGAGAUGUACAAGAAACACAAGGAGGACUUCCAAACCUGGGAUCCAAAGGUUAAGUCAUACACGCUUCAGUACCUCUACCGAGCCGCAAGCACUUGGACGCCACCAACUGCGCAGGUUGAUGAAUCUGCUGCUGCGCCCAUCGAGUCCGGCAACGCCGAGGAGGCUGCUGAUUACUUCGACUCUCUUUGA
Molecule: messenger RNA, 369 nt
Organism: Peniophora sp. CBMAI 1063
Lineage: Eukaryota; Fungi; Basidiomycota; Agaricomycetes; Russulales; Peniophoraceae
Source: the annotation of a GenBank genome assembly